Messenger RNA from Hirsutella rhossiliensis, 639 nucleotides. RefSeq names its product ribosomal protein l13e domain-containing protein. Gene Ontology annotation, biological process: translation. NCBI's taxonomy places the organism in Eukaryota, Fungi, Ascomycota, Sordariomycetes, Hypocreales, Ophiocordycipitaceae. Gene Ontology annotation, cellular component: cytosolic large ribosomal subunit; ribosome. The record is from RefSeq and is a predicted model, not a curated record. The coding region runs from base 1 to 639 and encodes 212 amino acids. Gene Ontology annotation, molecular function: RNA binding; structural constituent of ribosome. The transcript is spliced from 5 exons.
AUGGCGAUCAAGCACAACCAGAAGCUGGUGAACAACCACUUCCGCAAGGACUGGCAGCGACGGGUCCGCACCCACUUCGACCAGCCCGGGAAGAAGGCGUCGAGGCGCACUGCUCGUCAGGUCAAGGCCGCUGCUGUCGCCCCCCGCCCCGUCGACAGGCUGCGACCCAUUGUGCGAUGCCCGACCAUUAAGUACAACCGCAAGGUCCGCGCCGGUCGGGGCUUCACUCUCACUGAGCUCAAGGAGGCCGGCAUCUCCCGACACUUUGCCCCCACCAUCGGCAUCGCCGUCGACCACCGCCGCCAGAACCUCAGCGAGGAGAGUCUCACCGUUAACGUGGCCCGCCUCAAGGCCUACAAGGACCGCGUUAUCGUGCUGCCUCGCCGAUCCAACGCCCCCAAGAAGGGCGACACCAAGACCGACCUGGCCAAGGUCCAGAGGGCUACCCUCAUCUCCUCCGCCAUGCCCAUCGCCCCGGUCGACCUUGCCGUCAAGGAGAUCAAGAAGAGCGACAUGCCCAAGCCCAUCGAGGGUGGCGCCUACGCCAAGCUGCGCAUGGCCCGGAGCAACGCCCGGUACCAGGGCGCCCGUGACAAGCGCGCACGGGACAAGGCCGAGGCCGAGACCGCCAAGAAAUAG